GCUACUAUCUUCAGUAUUGGGAUGAAAAAGAAAGCAAUAAUUGGACUGCAUGUUACAAAGAUACAACUCCAAACAUUACACCUAUCCCGAUGCCAUCUACAGUGAAAUGUCAUCAAGAAACUCAAUACAUACGGUUUUAUACAAAAACACCGAGUCCUUGGGAUAUCCCAUGGGUCUUCUUGGAAGUCUGUGAAGUUGAGGUUUAUGGCUGCGAAGUAAAUCACUUUGGAGAGAACUGUACAAGCUGCGGAGAUCCUUGUGAGAAAUGCGACAUAGUCAAAGGCUGCCAACAAUGUCAAACAGGUUUUACUGGAAAAACCUGUGAGGAAUGUCGACUCGGAUUUAGUGGACAUAACUGCGAACCUUGUAAACCAGGAAGGUAUGGCUCUAACUGUACCCAGGAAUGCAGUGGUAACUGUUACAAUAAUGAGUCUUGUAACAAUGUAAAUGGAAGCUGCUUGAAUGGAUGUAAAAAGGGAUACAUAGGAGACAAAUGUUCACAAGCAUGUGGAUAUGGAACCUACGGCUUUCAAUGUCAAGAUCAAUGUAGUGGAAACUGUUUUGAUAAUGAGACGUGUGACAAUGUGGAAGGAAAUUGCACAAAUGGGUGUUCAAAGGGAUGGGAAGGCAGUCAAUGUUUUCAGGAAUGUGUGAAGGGUACUUUUGGGGAAAACUGCAAGCAAAACUGUAGUAGACAUUGUUUUUCUAACAUGACAUGUGACAGAUUUAAUGGAGCAUGUCCGCAUGGAUGUGACGCUGGGUGGCAGGGAUCUGACUGUAAAAAAAAGUGUCCUUCUGGGGAUUAUGGACUUCAAUGCAAUGAAACAUGUGAAACAUGUCAGGGUAUGUCAUGUAGUCACAUCAACGGAUCUUGUAACCAAGGUUGUGUCGACGGCUGGACUGGUUCCAUGUGCAAAAACGCAUGUUUGAAUGGCACAUUUGGGGAGAACUGCAAGCACAACUGUAGUAGACAUUGUUUUUCUAACAUGACAUGUGACAGAUUUAAUGGAACAUGUCCGCUCGGAUGUGACGCUGGGUGGCAGGGAUCUGACUGUAAAAAAAAAUGUCUCGUUGGGAAAUAUGGAUUACAUUGCAACGAAACAUGUGAAACAUGUCAGGAUAGGUCAUGUAAUAAUAUCAACGGGUCUUGUAACCAAGGUUGUGUCGACGGCUGGACUGGUUUCAUGUGUAAGAACGUUUGCCCUCAAGGCUUUUUUGGAUACAGAUGUUCGAGCAAAUGCGGGAAUUGCAAAAACGAAUCUUGCCAUCACGUGAACGGAUCGUGUCAAGGAGACUGUAAAGCAGAAUAUAAAGGGGAUAGAUGUCAAGAUAUAGUAUCUGCUGAGCAAUCCGAGAGUCAAUCCAAUUCGCAUGUUUUGGCAGGAACUGGAAUAGGGAUUCUGGUGGCUAUUGUCCUCUUUAUUUGUUUUAUAGUAGUCAGGAUACGACGAAAAAAGCUUUCAUCCAUUCCCAGUAUCAUCCACUCAGAAGAAAGAGAAGGUCAAAUGAAUAUUUGUUCUAGCAUUGAUUCUCUGGCUACAGAAGACCAACAGACAGCCAACACAGAGGAGACCACAUAUCUUAACGUUGAGAACACUUUCAACAAUGCCAUUGAUAUUAUAAUAACAGAUCUAGCCACUUUAAUUUCUUUAAAAACAGCAAAUGAUUUCAGUGAAUUCAAAAAAGAGUAUCAAUCCAUUCCAUAUGGUGAAGAACCUCACAUACCAUGCACUGUAGGAAAACUUCUAGAAAACACAAAAAAGAACAGAUAUAAAACAACAUUUCCGUAUGAUCACUCACGAGUUGUCCUCAGAGAUGGAAUGAAUGACUACAUUAAUGCAAAUUACAUACAGAACAUGAAAAAGGAGAGAGUGUACAUUGCCUCGCAAGGACCUAAACUCAACACGUUGAUUGACCACUGGAAUAUGAUAUGGCAAGAAAAUGUGUCUGUUAUUGUUAUGCUGACAAACCUUGUUGAAGGUAUAAAGAAAAAAUGUGAUAAGUAUUGGCCUGACCUAGAAAUGGAAAUGGUGUUCGGCGAAAUAAAAAUCAAGCUUCUUCAAGAAAAACAAUAUGCCAACUAUGUGACCAGGAUAUUAGAAGUAAUUUCUACCAAGUCGAGAUCAUCUCGUGUCGUGACCCAGUUUCACUACACACAGUGGCCGGAUCAUGGUGUGCCAGACCCAGUGAGUCUGGCAGUCUUCCAAAAACACGUGAGGCGGAUCCAAGAAAACUACGAAGACAGCCCUCUUCUUGUUCAUUGCAGUGCUGGGAUAGGGAGAACAGGCACAUUUAUAGCACUUGACGCUCUGUAUCAGCACGGUCUGGAGACAGGGGCCGUCAAUAUACAGAAAUAUGUCAAAAUGAUGAGGAAGGACAGAAUGAGUAUGGUGCAGAACUGUGAACAGUACAUUGAACUGUAUAAUGCACUCUUUGAGUCCUUCAAUGGAAAGAGUGAUACCAUAUCCAAAGACAAUUUAAUUAGUGACUCUGGAGGAUUAUAUGGUUCUGCAAACGUCACGCCUCAAUGGUUACAGUCUCAGUAUAAGGAGCUUCAAACAAUCAAGAGAACAUACAGUUCUGAUGACAAAAAGGAGGGAAACGUACACAAAGAGCUCAAUAUGACAAGGAAUAUACUACCAGUGGAUAAAUAUCGGGCAAUACUUAUGUCAAAUGUAUUGGGAAGGAGUAAUUAUUACAAUGCAGUGUUCUUGUCAACAUUCACAGAUAGGAAUAUGCUUAUUGCCGGCCAGUAUCCCCUGUCUGGUAAUUCUGUAGACCUGAUCCGUCUUUUACUCGAUCAUGAAUCCAGCAUCGUGGUAUUUGUAAAUCGUCUUUCAGAUGUUCCAUCGUCAAGUGAAUGGUUCUCGGAGAAGACAACAACAUUACAUCCAUACGAAAUAAUUAGAAAAGACACGUCCAAUGUUACCCAGACCAUACGAAUACAUGAUCUUAAAAUUCGUCAUUUAGAAGAAGACACCUGCCAUGCAAUUCAUCUCUUUGAAAUAAUGUCCUGGAGAAUUAUAGACGCUUUGCCAUCUGACGUCAAAACUCUAUCUGACGUCAUAAGACAUAUUCAGAUGGAUGUUGCAAGUCAGUCUACCAAAACACCCAUUACUAUUUUGUCCAAAGAUGGUGCAACUGGUUGCGGGGUGUUGUGUGGUGUUUAUAACGCGGUGCAACAACUUCAACAAGAUGAUGUGGUUGAUAUGUUUUCAAUUGUCAGGCAGCUACAGAUACGGCGACCGGAAAUGAUUUCUACAUUAGAGGAAUACCAGUUUUGCUUCAGAGCUGCUUCGAAUAUAUUGUCAGAGAAUUCUACCGACGCUUACAGCCACGCAGAAAGUGUAUACGCAAAUACUUAGGUUUACCACUCAUUUCAAAACUUGUGGUACAUUCUAUUGAGUAAAGAAAAGGAAUGGACAAGUUUCAUCUUUCAAUUUUGAUUUUUAAAUAAACAAUAAUUUGUGUUAAAGAUCAUCAUAUCUCUCUGUUGAAUGAUAUAAAUAUUGCUUUUACAGUGAUCACGUUCCAAAAGAAAUCUAGUUUGUAGUUUGUAACAAAAAUGCACAAAAUUUCAGCAUAUCCUGCGAGACAUAAUUUAUCAGAAAUGGCCUUUUCUACUUGACAAUCUUUUAAGGGAAUUAUAAUAGUUAUUUAUCUCAGUAAGAGGUAUCUGUUUUAUAAACCCAAGGAAUUAUUCUUCGUUAAGAGUCCAAAGUUUUUUGUAUCUUUGUUUUUACACAAUCUAUUUUAAAUGAUACUCAUUUAGAGAAGAGCACAUAAUAGAGUCUUCAUUCACGAAGAAGAAAUUAAAGUGGACGAUACUCAAAGGUCAAUGUUAUGUGUAUAACAUAAAAAUCUACAAAAGGACAAUUAUAUAUCACUUUCCAAUUUGUAAGUUAUUAGGAAGCUAUACGGUUUACAAACCAUUUUUAUCUGUUUUACUACAUAAACGUUAUCAUUACGAGGGGUGAUCACAAAGUUCGCGAACUAUCUCUAUAUUCACAAAACCACUAUUCAGAUCAUAAUGAAAUUUGCCUCAUAUAUAGUCACAUAUGAUCAUUCGACGUAUUUGACUCUAGUCUUUGGCACCCUUUUCAGCUCUUCCAAGUCUUUUUUUUAUUCAAAUAUUUUGGAUUUCCAACGUUUCGGCUUGAGCAUCACUGAAGAGAUAUAAUUUGUGGAAAUGCGCACCUUGUUGCAUCAAAUAAUUGGUACCGUAUAUGAUUUACAUAUAGUCAUAAACAUGUUUUAUAAAUAGCAGAUUUAAGAAAUGUUUUGCUCCAUGUUUGUGACGUCACAAUAUGAAAAUGACGUCAAUAUGUAGAUGACUUGUGACAAAGAAUGGUUGACUCAGUCGUACUUGAGCAAUGAAAGGCUGUAAAGUUUAACGAAUAUCUUGGAAAGUGCUCCGCAGUAGCAUAUAAUAAUUUGCACAAGGUUUAUGAAGACAAAAGACUUGCCAGAAGUUUAAUCAUUAAUUGGAUUGAUUGUUUUAGUGACGGAAGAGAGAUGGUUAAAAAUUAUGUUUGUUCUGGUGCUCAGUGAAAGUAAGCUGGGGAAAAGAUGUGUCCUUAAUCAAGCAAUUUGUUAUAAAAGGUCGCCAAGUUACAGCUAGAAAUAUAGUUGAGUAUCUUAAGAAUAUUAAAAUUAUUAAAUCCCUAAAAUACCGUUUACUUUAGACUUUAAAUAUAUCAGAUAUGAUAAAAAGAAGGCGCUCAUACGUUAUCCACAAUGGAAAAUGACGCACCCAAGACAGAGAAGUCGGGUUGUUAUGGUCACCAUGCUCAUUCUGGGAAAAGAUAUCUUUAUCCAGCCAUCCUAUUGCCGAGAUUUGGCCAUUUGUGACAAAUGGACUUUUCUUGUUUUAAAAAAAUAACUUGCAUGGUAAUAAAUAUAAGAUUCAAAAAUUUUUUUAGCUUCUGUGAACAGAACGCUACGUAGUAUGUCACCUGACCGCCUGGAUCACGUGAUCCGCGCAUGGGCAGAACGAUGGCAGAUGUGCAUUUUAAUCGGAGAGGACUACUUAAAAAAUAAUAAACAUCGAAAUCGAAUUUUAUUUCUUUUAUGGAAGUUAUUCGAUUAGUUCGCAAACUUUUUGAUCACCCCUCUUAGUCAGCCAUUUUGUUUCCUACAAUCAACGGAGUUAAAUUUUGUUGAUUUUUUUUUUUUAUUAAAAAAAAACAUUAUCUUUUUAUUUUACGCCAAAAUUUUUGUCAUUUUUUAUAAAUUGUUUUUUACAGAGCAUAAGCUUAUUAAAUAAUGUUUACAUUAAUAUUUUUUCUCUGUUUGUGGGUCACGUUUAUUAUUCAUACACAUUGCAUAAAAUAUUCAAUUAACUCAUAUAGUUGUAUGUGUGUGUGUGUGUUUUUUUAAUUAA
Messenger RNA from Saccostrea echinata, 5383 nucleotides. Its product is annotated as receptor-type tyrosine-protein phosphatase epsilon-like. Gene Ontology annotation, biological process: protein dephosphorylation. The record is from RefSeq and is a predicted model, not a curated record. The transcript is spliced from 27 exons. Gene Ontology annotation, molecular function: protein tyrosine phosphatase activity. The coding region runs from base 90 to 3365 and encodes 1091 amino acids. Lineage: Eukaryota; Metazoa; Mollusca; Bivalvia; Ostreida; Ostreidae.